Messenger RNA from Microcebus murinus (gray mouse lemur), 1784 nucleotides. RefSeq names its product chymase 1 (gene CMA1). Gene Ontology annotation, molecular function: serine-type endopeptidase activity. Gene Ontology annotation, biological process: proteolysis. Gene Ontology annotation, cellular component: cytoplasm; intracellular membrane-bounded organelle. The record is from RefSeq and is a predicted model, not a curated record. NCBI's taxonomy places the organism in Eukaryota, Metazoa, Chordata, Mammalia, Primates, Cheirogaleidae.
AAAAGAAAGAGAGAAAGAGAGAAAGAAAGAAAGAGCUGAUUCCAGUCCCAUUUGCUUUUGUCAUGAUGUAUAUAAAGUCCUGUCCUAGGGUCUGUUCCCUACCCCAUCUACUCUCCUUAGAUCUUUUUUCUUCUGCCAAUGAACAUUUGUGUCAGAGGAAGAAAGAGAUCCAGAUCAAUGUUUUUUAAACUGUAGGUAUCAUCCUUUGAGUGGGUGUUCCUCAAGUUUUAACAUGAAGUGGAACGGAAUGGAAUAGAAACUAACAGAGAGCACUGGACAUCAUUAGAAUAAAUAUUGUUGCCUGAAACUUUUGAUUCAUUUGCAUAUAUGUAUGUGUGUGCUUAUGUCCUCAUACAAACAUUUGUGCAUGUAUUGGGUCUUUUUGCAAAAUGCAUUUCCCACUGUGGGUCACAGCUAUAAAAGCAUGCACACUUCUGAAUGCCUAGUGUAAAGACUCUCCCCAAGCCAUGUUUCUUAUGGACCUUUAACCAGCUUCCCUUACUGGGAAACACAUGGUCCCCACAUUUCUCAGCCACACCGCACCCCAGAUAAGACACCAUAGUUGAGGGCUCCUCCUGGGACUUGGGAGUUUGGGCCUCAAAUUCACCUCUAGUAAAACAGAAGAUGAUUUGGGGGGAACUUCUGAUGAGAAAGACAGCCAACUUAGAGUGAAAGAAGGAAACGCGAUCACACAGUUCCUGUGGUUACCAGUCCUGCCCCUCCCCACAUCUGCUUAGAAGUUAUAAAACCUAAGACUGGAAAGUAAAACCAGUAGCUUCCCAGGCAGCCUUUCUGGGAAGAUGCAUCUCCUUCGUCUCCCUCUGCUGCUCUUUAUCCUAUGCUCCAGAGCUCAGGCUGGGGAGAUCAUCCAGGGCACAGAGUGCAAGCCACACUCUCGCCCGUACAUGGCCUACCUGGAAUUUAACGAUUUUGAGGGUCGACCCAGGUAUUGUGGUGGUUUCCUGAUAAGGCAGAACUUUGUGCUGACGGCUGCUCACUGUGCAGGAAGGUCUAUAACAGUCACCCUUGGAGUCCAUAACACAAAAAAGAAAGAAAAUACAUGGCAGAAGCUUGAAGUUGUAAAGCAAUUCCCUCAUCCAAAAUAUAUUGGUGAUACUUUUCCCCACGACAUCAUGUUACUAAAGUUGAAGGAGAAAGCCAACCUGACUCUGGCUGUGGGCACAGUCCCCCUCCCAUCCAACUUCUACUUCGUCCCACCUGGGACAAUGUGCUGGGUGGCUGGCUGGGGAAGUACAGGUGUCACGAAGCCAGGCUCAGACACUCUGCAAGAGGUGAAGCAGGAACUCAUGAAUCCCAAGGCCUGCAGCCACUUUCAAAAUUUUAACCACAAUCUCCAGCUGUGCGUGGGCAACCCCAGGAAGAAACACUCUGCAUUUAAGGGAGACUCCGGGGGCCCUCUUAUGUGUGCUGGGGUGGCCCAGGGCAUCGUGUCCUAUGGACAGAAAGAUGCAAAGCCCCCUUCUGUCUACACCCGGCUCUCUCAUUACCGGCCCUGGAUCAACAAGAUCCUGAACCAUAAUUAACCCUGGAGCCUGGGCCAGCAAAAGAGAGACUCUGGAACUGGACCUGAGCAGAGGAGUUUAUCUGCGCCACUCAUUCUGGCCCACUUCUAGUCCCUUGGCCACAUCUCUGAGCCUGCAGAAGCUUCCUACAGGUCACAGAACUCUCAAUAAACCUCAAUAAAGACCCAACUUCCAGUCAUGAGUGUGUGUCAACUAUCUGGUGUUCUUUUCUUUUUAACUUAGUGACCUGAUUCCCAGCCC